CCAUCUUCAUUCGUCUUCCUGAAUUUGAUAACCAUCUUCGUUCUUUGGUCAUCCGUGUGUGUGGGAAAAUAUAGUAUGGAGGCAAGAGGACAGAGCUCGAUAGCAGCAGCUCGGUACACUCUACCAGCAACCAGAUUGUCAUCCGAAGACAUACUUUUCUGUAUCGAUGUUGAUCCUGAAUCCCUCGUUGAAAUGAAGAAUACCAGCGCCAGUGGAAGACCUUUUACCAGAUUGGAAUCAAUUAAGCAGGCUAUUCUUCUGUUUAUCAAUGCUAAGCUUGCUAUUAAUCCAGAUCAUCGAUUCGCCUAUUCCGCACUCGGCAAAACCCCCUUUUGGCUUAAGAAGGAGUUUAGCAGUGAAGUUGAGUCUGCAAUUGCUGCAUUUCGAGCCAUCACAGUUGACUCUUCAGCUGGUCAUGCGGAUCUCACGCAUCUCUUUAAAGUCGCAAAUCAUGAAGCUAAAAAAUCCCGUUCACAGAAUCGGUUACUCAGGGUGAUUCUAAUAUAUUGUAGAUCAUCAGUAGUGCCACAACACCAAUGGCCCACAAACCAAAAGCUGUUCACGUUUGAUGUGGUUUACCUACACGAUAAACCGGGGCCCGAUAAUUGUCCGCAGAAGGUGUACGAUGGUCUGGUGGACGCCCUUGAGCAGGUGAGUGAAUACGAGGGGUAUAUCUUUGAGAGUGGUCAGGGGCUGACACGUGUCCUCUUUCGCCACAUGUGUGUCCUGCUGUCACAUCCACAACAACGUUGUGUCCAGGAUGACAUUGAUAUUCCUAAAUCUCUUACCAAGAAGUCACCCGCACCGGAUUCUGCCACCCCUAACCCUGCUGCUGUUGCUGAUCAAGAAUGUGUUCCUGUCUCCAGUCAGUGACUUGUUAAUUUCUUGGUAUUGUAUAUGAAUAUGUUAACAAUCCGUGUUCUAGUUGUUUGAAAUGGUUUGCAUUGUGCAUUUGGAGUUAUUUGGACUAAAA
Lactuca sativa (garden lettuce) is the source of this 973-nucleotide messenger RNA. Its product is annotated as BRISC/BRCA1-A complex protein. The record is from RefSeq and is a predicted model, not a curated record. Gene Ontology annotation, biological process: positive regulation of DNA repair. Gene Ontology annotation, cellular component: BRISC complex; BRCA1-A complex. Lineage: Eukaryota; Viridiplantae; Streptophyta; Magnoliopsida; Asterales; Asteraceae.